Durusdinium trenchii is the source of this 477-nucleotide messenger RNA. NCBI's taxonomy places the organism in Eukaryota, Dinophyceae, Suessiales, Symbiodiniaceae. The record is from the annotation of a GenBank genome assembly.
AUGGUCUUAGAGCGCUACAAGGUUCUCGCGAGGAACGUCACACGGCGCGUGGAGAGCCUCGAGCGCGCGGUGCUGACCUUGCGGGAACGGAGGCGUCAAGAAGGUGAGGCGGAACGAGCGGCCGAACGAGCACAAGUAGGUGAGACUGCGACCAAGGCUCCAACAGGGACCGAGGCGUCCACCGACGCGGCAGCGACGCCUGUAGUCGAAGGCGGCGAAGGCAACGGGGAGGACAAAGAUCCCCAGGCGGCGCCUCCCGAGCCGGUGGAUGGCGGUGGUGAGGCAGAGGUGCCUUUCCAGUUCCCCGACAUCGAUGAGGAUCCAGAGGAGACCGAGGAAGAGAGGGCCAAGCGACAGGAGGCCGAAGAAAAGCAGCAGAGAGAGAUGAUCCUCUUCAACGAAAGCAAUGGGACGUACCGCCGCUGGCGUGGAGACUUCCGCUGCGGAAGCCGCGUCCCGCCGCUGCCGGAUGGCGAG